GCGAAUGCGGUACAGAAAACAAGGACCGUAGGGAGGGCAGACGGUACGUUUAGAUUUUGAAAUUAGAAGAUUCGCAAGCCGAAGACGAAAAAAUACGUUUUGCUCCACUGUAUGUGAGCGUCAGCUUUCGGCGAAGGAGACAAGAGCGAUAUAAUAUGAUGAAGUGAAGGUCUGCUAUACUGGAUGUCCUUGAACUGUUUACAAGCCUUGUUCCUGGAGUCAAAUUUUGGGGGAAGCUUGCACGUGUGCAAGAAGAAAACCCCCAGGUGGAGGACCCCCCAGUGAGCCAGAGCCAGUGUAGGAUCAGUGACCUCCUGCCAGGGGAGAGAGCAACAGCUGCCCAGCCUUCACCAGACCUCCAUAGCCACCAUGGUGCUGUCACAAAGACAACGAGAUGAACUAAAUCGAGCGAUAGCUGAUUACCUUCGUUCCAAUGGUUACGAAGAGGCAUAUUCAGUUUUCAAGAAGGAAGCAGAAUUAGAUAUGAAUGAGGAGCUGGAUAAGAAGUAUGCUGGCCUUUUGGAAAAGAAAUGGACUUCAGUCAUCAGAUUACAGAAGAAGGUGAUGGAACUGGAGUCAAAGCUGAAUGAGGCUAAAGAGGAAAUCACUUCAGGAGGACCCGUUGGUCAGAAACGAGACCCCAAAGAAUGGAUUCCACGACCCCCUGAAAAGUAUGCCUUGAGUGGUCAUAGGAGCCCUGUCACUCGUGUCAUAUUUCACCCUGUCUUCAGUCUUAUGGUCUCUGCCUCUGAGGACGCAACAAUAAAGGUGUGGGACUAUGAGACGGGGGACUUUGAACGCACGUUGAAGGGCCACACAGACUCUGUUCAGGACAUCUCCUUUGACCAGACUGGGAAGCUGCUGGCCUCCUGUUCUGCUGACAUGACCAUCAAGCUGUGGGACUUCCAAGGCUUUGAGUGCAUCAGAACCAUGCAUGGACAUGACCACAAUGUUUCUUCUGUAGCCAUCAUGCCUAAUGGAGACCAUAUAGUAUCUGCUUCAAGGGAUAAGACCAUUAAAAUGUGGGAGGUUGCAACUGGGUACUGCGUGAAGACCUUCACUGGCCACCGGGAGUGGGUGCGCAUGGUUCGUCCAAACCAGGAUGGAACACUGAUCGCUAGUUGCUCUAAUGAUCAGACAGUGCGUGUAUGGGUGGCAGCCACCAAGGAGUGCAAGGCAGAGCUGCGGGAACAUGAGCACGUGGUGGAGUGCAUCUCUUGGGCACCAGAGAGUGCUUAUUCCACUAUCCUGGAGGCCACAGGUUCAGAGACUAAGAAGAGUGGCAAGCCUGGCCCCUUCCUGUUGUCGGGAUCCCGGGAUAAAACCAUCAAGAUGUGGGAUGUCAGCACUGGCAUGUGCCUUAUGACACUGGUUGGCCAUGAUAACUGGGUGCGAGGUAUGAUGGUACAUCCUGGAGGGAAGUUCAUAGUGAGCUGUGCAGAUGACAAGACCCUGCGGAUCUGGGACUACAAGAACAAGCGCUGCAUGAAGACAUUGAGUGCUCAUGAACAUUUUGUUACCUCUCUGGAUUUCCACAAGACUGCUCCUUAUGUUGUCACUGGGAGCGUAGAUCAAACAGUAAAAGUCUGGGAGUGCCGCUGAUUUCACCUGCAGGAGACAUGCCCUACCCCACCACCACACCUUACCCCACCCUUUUCCGUCUUUUCUUCUGGAUGCACUCAGUUACCAUGGUUAUUCCCCAUUGAGCUGUUUAAAUAACUAUUGUCCUUUUAUGUAAAUUAUUCUGGAUGUAGAUUGAGCUAUUAAAUGUUACACAAAAAGUAUUCUUGCAUGGUGAAUCCAAAAUUGUAUACUGUAAAUUUGCAUAACGUUGUUUAGAAGUACCAUAGGUUUAACACAGGCUGGGAGUUUUCACCCAGCCUAACCUACUGAAGGCAGAUGUUUUGAGUAAAAGUAGGGCACUAAACUGAUAAUUUAAUGACAGUGUCGUUCUUACUUGUCAGAUAAUUAUGUCUGUCUAUUUUUUUAUUUAGGGUUUUGCUUAAUUUUUUUCCACUGUCGUAGUCUUGGUGCCUAGCUUGGUGACCUUUUGAGGGUAAUAAGAGAGCAGAGAGACUGUAAUCCCUUGGUGCAGAUUUGACUGUCUGUGGGGCUCGUAUUUGGAAUAAUCUGUAGCUGUGUAACAUCGCCUCUGAAGUGUGCUUACCAUUCUCUUAUUGUAAAACUAGAUGAUAUAUUACUGGCUGCAUCUAAGAACAUGUUUUGAAAUUGUUGUUGUUAGACUGUUGAGUGGAAAUAAGGGCUUGGUACUCUUGUCAUGGUACGUCAUUGAGGAAAGCCUAUGCUUGAAUUGGAACAUAAAGAUCUUCAGUAGCUCCAUUUACCUGAGUAAGUGGCCCAGCGUACAUCAGCUCAACCUUGCUCAGGGGGUGUCUUAUGGUUGCUAGAGCAACAGCGCUGCAGGCUGUUUGGCUGGAAGAUGUGAUCAUUGAUGUCCCUGUUGACAUAGCCAUGCUCUGAGCCUACAGAAACCGCCAGAACUCAGUCUCAUAGGAGCAGGAUGGAUCUUGAACAUCAAACAUACCGCACCUUUGAACCUGCAGCAUUUACAAGUUGGACCUUAGGCAGCUUCUUUUGUAGAGUCCCCCCACCCCUACCUUUUUUGUAGUUUUUUUUUUUUUUUU
Scleropages formosus (Asian bonytongue) is the source of this 2645-nucleotide messenger RNA. RefSeq names its product platelet-activating factor acetylhydrolase IB subunit alpha. The coding region runs from base 370 to 1602 and encodes 410 amino acids. Gene Ontology annotation, molecular function: protein binding. The transcript is spliced from 11 exons. NCBI's taxonomy places the organism in Eukaryota, Metazoa, Chordata, Actinopteri, Osteoglossiformes, Osteoglossidae. The record is from RefSeq and is a predicted model, not a curated record.